Messenger RNA from Penicillium daleae, 1347 nucleotides. RefSeq names its product putative secretory lipase. Gene Ontology annotation, molecular function: triacylglycerol lipase activity. Gene Ontology annotation, biological process: lipid catabolic process. The transcript has a single exon. The coding region runs from base 1 to 1347 and encodes 448 amino acids. The record is from RefSeq and is a predicted model, not a curated record. Lineage: Eukaryota; Fungi; Ascomycota; Eurotiomycetes; Eurotiales; Aspergillaceae.
AUGAAGUCCUUCUAUUGUCUUGCUAUUGUUCUGGUGUCACUCCUUUCGUGUGUACAGGCCCAAAAUUACACUCGCCCAAAUGACCUCGAAAUCACGCAGGCCCAAGCCGAAAAAUAUAAUUGCGACCGUCUCUGCCAGGAGAACCUACAACAUUACGAGGCAUUGGACCGUCAAAUAUUUGGCAAUGUUCCCUUCGAUUAUGAAUUCUACGCAACUGGGGCCAACUUCACUCAUUCACGACCCGGGGACUUGUUAAAACUCCUGCAGCAGAAUGAAUCCAUGUAUGACAUCCCACCUGGAACGUCGUUAUGGCUUAUGCAAUACACAUCCGUCGAUGUCGGUGGAGUAGCGGUCCCAGCGACUGCCUUUAUUGCACUUCCCUACACGGAGGCACCAAGAGACAAAGUCCGUCUCGUCGCUUAUGCCCAUGGAACUAUUGGAGUUGUUCCCGCUUGCGCUGCAUCGUCGUCUUACAAUGGAUAUGACUAUCACUCCUGGCAGCUUCUCACGGCUCCCGGAUAUGGUGUGGUUGCUACAGACUAUGCAGGCCUCGGAAAUAACUACACUUCCCACAAGUAUGGCAACCCUGUUAUUAACUCUGAGGAUAUUUAUUUCUCGGUCGUUGCUGCUCGGAAAGCCUUUCCGGGAGUCUUCACUACUGGAUGGGCCUCUGUCGGACAUUCUCAAGGAGCUGGAGCUGUCUGGGGACUUAGUGAGAACCCUCGCAUUAAUACCACCGAAAGCGGCGAGUACUUGGGAGGAGUUGCCGUCGCUCCUAGCGCCAGGUUGAAUGAUCUCCUCACAGCUGUGCCCCCUACGGUGGGAUACGGCUUCGGCGAUUUGAUCGUGAACAUAUUCAGGGCUCUUGACUUCCCGAUACAACCAAUCGUUCUCACCCCGGCCGCUCUGGACCGUUAUCCGCUUAUGUACAAACUUGGUCUUUGCGACGAUUCUUAUGCGGAAUUGAAUGCUGACCUUCCAAACCAUGGCAUUGUUGACUCUACGCCUGCCAUUGAUCAACACAAUCAUGAAGCUUAUAUCGCAUUCCAAAACAAGUAUGGCGCGGCAACCGGAAGAAAAGGAUACAAGGAGCUUCUCGUUGUUCAAUCUACCGACGAUGAGGUCGUGAAUGUUACUGCUACGGAGAAGGCGUACGAAUAUGCGUGCAAGAUAGGCAAUAUCGUUCACCUAAGUUUAUAUUCGGGACUUGACCACGAUUCUUCAGCCGCCGCCUCAUCUCCAGAGUGGCUUCAAUGGCUAGAAAACAGAUUUAUGGGCGUGAGAUCUCCAGACGCAAAUCAAUGCGUGGUCAAGAAGGUAACUCCGUUGCUCGAUACUUUGGUUUGA